GACUCGUGAUAGUCGUGAUAGCCGAUAUUUUUUCGUCUUCUUCUGCUUGGUUAUUUCCUUGAGCCUGCCAUGUGAACGAUUAUGUUUACCUCGGGCUACACGUAAACGUCAAAAAUAUUGUUGGAAUUGAAUUUAUAGGAUCGCCGUGCUGAAUGGUGAUAAAGAUUAUCACUUGACAAAUACGACAUGGCGCAGAAGGACUUCAAAUUUAAUACCUAGAAGACUUGACUGAAGACACGGAAUUGGCCAUGCUGCAAAACGGUUUGAAUAUCUUAUUCAAAUCGUAGCACUUCCAGUCUUUCACUUCAUGCAAGAUGAAUUUCAGAAAUUUGAAAUCUAAACGUCGGGAUUUAUGGUGUAUGGGUAUUUCUGCCAACGAUGAAGGAGUCCUAGAAUCAAUCACUCUAUUGAAGCAAGAUAAACGUGACACGAAUUGUUCUCGAAAAAAUAUGACAUUGCGGGAGAUUCUUCAAUCGUUAACUCGCUAUCGUAGCGUGACGCAGUGGCUCGACCGUAUCAAAGACGACGCGCCGGCGUUUCUUACUAUCACCUCGCUACAGCUUCCCGAUUCUCCGAUACCCUUGAUCGACUCUCAGGCGAUCUCUCGAUGCCACUCUCAAGAGUCGGCCAGAACACUCGACAGCAAUAGCUAUGACAAGGACGACAUCAUGGAUGAGCUUCUGAGAAACGUUGUCACCGUCAGAGGUCAGACGGAAACUCAGAGAUCAAAGCGAAACAAAGGAUCGUCAUCAAAGUGUGCGAGGGAGUUCACGAAUCUCGAGGAAUCUACCCGAAGGAUAAUUGAAGGGCCUGGUUACCCAAGAGGAAGGUCAAGAAGGUCGACCCGAACAUCCAACGGGAACCGACGCGAGGAGUGCGUUUGUUCCAAGGUUUCGAACAAUCUACGAAUAAAUAUUCGCAAGAAAUCGGAAGUCCGGCGAUCGUCUCGAAGCCCGAGUCCGGAGGUGACGCAUGUAAUAAGGAUUGCGAUGAGAUACCACGGCCAGGAGGAACGCGAGGAUGGAAGGUCCGCAGCGAAGCCCAAAGAUCUCGCGACGGACAAGAAGGACCAAUCUGAGGCUGUAGCGCAGGAGGGUCGCGGCUGCUGCCCCGGGGUUAGCGUCGCUCUGGACUUCACUCUGAAUUGUUCAAGCCUCCAUUUGACAUCUCGAGACGUGCCUGUGAAGCCGAGCAGGAACAGGGGCUCCUUGACACACCUGGAUCAAACCGAGGAAAAUGCGGGGCGUGAUUGACCCGCGAAUUUACUUGUUCGAUUUUGAUCUCGUUACGU
Diprion similis is the source of this 1291-nucleotide messenger RNA. RefSeq lists its product as uncharacterized. Bases 315 to 1253 code for a protein of 312 amino acids. Lineage: Eukaryota; Metazoa; Arthropoda; Insecta; Hymenoptera; Diprionidae. The record is from RefSeq and is a predicted model, not a curated record. The transcript is spliced from 3 exons.